AUUUCUUCAUUGUUGGGUUCCAUGGCGAGAGUGAAGCACACGCCAGCUUCACUCAAAGCCAGUCGCGCUUCCACAUCCGUGCCACCGUCACAGCAAUCGCCUGUGACUAGAAGUAAUAGAAGGGCUCAAGAAGAGGAGCCGCAGGAAGAAGCAGCAGCGCCACAGACUCAGGGAAGGAAGAAAAAACGCAGUAAGCCAGGAACAAUGGCGCUUCGCGAGAUUCGUCAUUUUCAGAAGAGUUGCAAGCUUCUUAUCCCGGCUGCCCCCUUUAUCAGAUGUGUCAAACAAAUUACACAUCGAUUCUCUACGGAGGUGUCUCGCUGGACGCCUGAAGCUGUGGUAGCACUGCAGGAGGCAGCUGAAGAAUGUCUAGUUCACUUGUUUGAAGAUGGAAUGCUUUGUGCAAUUCACGCUAGGCGUAUUACUCUUAUGACAAAGGAUAUUCAGUUGGCUCGGAGGCUUGGAGGAAUAGGAAGGCCUUGGUGAAUGCACAAUCCCAGACGUAAACACCACUGAGUGCUUUUUUCGUGUAAACCUUGUUGCCGAAUUAGAGUGUUUAUUUGGUAUUAUAUAGUAGGAAAUAUAAUAUAAUUCAUUUUGUAGUUGAGACAACAAUUAUAGAACUCAAAUUAAGAAUCAACCAUUAUAGAAUGGUUUCUACAAUGACUUUUGUUUUAUCAUUAAACAACCCCCACAAACAAUUUUCUUUGCAGUCAAUACCACAUUCUUAUUAGCCCAUUCCUUGGACUGGCCUAAUUUGAUCCCUAUAUUGCAUUAGUUCAAGAGAAAUUUAGAUUUUCUUUGAUUAGCCUAUGCGAUAAAAAGGCUUGUUAUCAAAAUGAUGUUGUUACCAAGGAAUGAUGUUAAUUUGUAUGUGUGUAUUGAAUAUUCCUUGUUUUACAUUUGUAUAAAUCGUAGAUAGAUUUUUCAUUUCUUAGAAUAGGUUUGUUAUAUGUAUUGACUUUGCACAUACUUUUAGGCCUUGUGUUUUAAUGUUUUAUGACCAAGUCCAUAGUAAAA
Molecule: messenger RNA, 1020 nt
Organism: Vigna unguiculata (cowpea)
Lineage: Eukaryota; Viridiplantae; Streptophyta; Magnoliopsida; Fabales; Fabaceae
Product: histone H3-like centromeric protein CENH3
Cellular component (GO): nucleosome
Molecular function (GO): structural constituent of chromatin; DNA binding; protein heterodimerization activity
Source: RefSeq, a predicted model, not a curated record